UCGAGCGAAACGGAGCGACCCCGUUCGGGCCCGUUUUAGGAAAAACCAAAAAACUCUGCUACCAGGGGGGUCGACCGCUCCCGGUUCGCCGAAACGCAGACCAAGCAGCGCCGGUCAGUAGAGCUGAGCGUGUAGUGACACCAUUGUUUGCUGGGUGGGAUCGGGCGCGCGGAGCCGCUAGCCGUGGCGCUAGUGAGCGGAGGGGGAGCGCGCGGGUGGAGGAACAGCCAGCAGGCCGCUGUGCUCUUCGGCCGGGGGGGAUGUGAUCCGGCCGGACGGCGCGGUGUCCCUCGCCUCGUCCUGCGGAUCUCUGUUUUCGCGCACAACUCGCACAAUGGGGCAGCAGGUAGGCCGCGUGGGGGACGGCGCCUCUCCGGGGCUCCAGAGCCCACCGCAGCCGCAGCCGCAGCCCCAGCCCCACUCACAGCAACAGCAGCAGCACCAAGGCAGAGCGGCCCGGACCAGCGGCUCCGGGAGGAGAACCAGGGAAGUUACCAGCGCAGGAGCACCAGCGUGCAGGCUGCCCGCUACCGCUAACAUGCCAGACCCGGGGGUGAACGUGUUCACUCAGCAUUCAGAAGCCCUGCACAGGCCGUUUGGGCUGGACUCGGCUGCGCUGACUGAGGCGGUACGUUGGAGCUCUAAGGAGAACCUGCUGGGUGCUGCGGAGAGUGACCCCAACCUCUUUGUCGCACUUUACGACUUUGUCGCUAGUGGCGACAACACAUUAAGCAUAACAAAAGGUGAAAAGCUGCGGGUGCUAGGCUACAAUCAGAAUGGGGAGUGGAGUGAAGUUCGCUCUAAGAACGGUCAGGGCUGGGUCCCCAGUAACUACAUCACUCCAGUGAACAGUCUAGAGAAACACAGCUGGUACCAUGGGCCCGUAUCCCGCAGCGCUGCAGAGUACCUGCUCAGCAGCCUCAUCAACGGCAGCUUCCUGGUUCGAGAGAGUGAGAGCAGCCCCGGGCAGCUGUCCAUUUCACUGCGCUAUGAGGGCCGCGUCUACCACUACCGCAUCAACACAGCCUCCGACGGCAAGGUAUAUGUAACAUCAGAAAGUAGGUUUAGCACAUUAGCCGAGCUAGUCCAUCAUCAUUCCACUGUAGCAGACGGCCUGGUGACCACACUCCACUACCCUGCUCCAAAAUGCAACAAGCCCACAGUUUAUGGAGUCUCUCCCAUCCAUGACAAAUGGGAGAUGGAACGUACAGACAUCACCAUGAAGCACAAGCUAGGAGGAGGCCAGUAUGGCGAGGUCUAUGUGGGUGUCUGGAAGAAAUACAACCUCACUGUCGCUGUUAAAACACUCAAGGAGGACACUAUGGAAGUGGAGGAGUUUCUAAAAGAGGCUGCUGUCAUGAAGGAGGUGAAACACCCCAAUCUGGUGCAGCUGCUAGGUGUCUGUACUCUGGAGCCUCCAUUCUACAUAGUGACUGAGUACAUGCUUCACGGCAACCUGCUGGACUACUUGCGCGAGUGUGAUCGAGAGGAGGUGAAUGCUGUAGUGCUGCUCUACAUGGCCACUCAGAUUUCCUCUGCCAUGGAGUACCUGGAGAAAAAGAACUUCAUCCAUAGGGAUCUGGCAGCACGGAACUGUCUGGUAGGAGAGAAUCAUGUGGUUAAGGUGGCUGAUUUCGGCCUGAGUCGCUUGAUGACGGGAGACAUAUACAAAGCCCAUGCUGGAGCCAAGUUCCCAAUCAAGUGGACUGCGCCAGAGAGCCUGGCUUACAAUACCUUCUCCAUCAAAUCAGAUGUCUGGGCAUUUGGAGUGCUGCUAUGGGAGAUUGCGACCUACGGUAUGUCUCCCUACCCUGGUAUUGACCUGUCUCAGGUAUAUGACCUGCUGGAGAAGGGCUAUCGCAUGGAACAGCCAGAAGGGUGUCCCCCUAAAGUCUACGAGCUUAUGCGGGCAUGUUGGCAGUGGAGCCCACUGGACAGGCCGUCAUUUGCAGAAAUCCACCAGGCCUUUGAGACCAUGUUCCAUGACUCAAGCAUAUCAGAAGAAGUGGCAGAGGAGCUGUGUAAGACUGCCUCUUCUGGUAAGGGUGGGGCAGUGCAUGCAUUCGGCCAUGACCAGCCCCUCCUGCCCUGUAAGUCACGUCCACAGAAGAAGCACUCGGACAAUAAGGAGAACAUGGAGGGGCUGGAGGGCCAGCAGGAGCCUGGAGCCCACGGCCCUGCAGGCCUUGCUGCAUCCCUGCUGGCAGGUGAUAGUCGUUCUGGCAGCUCUCCUGCUCUGCCUCGCAAACAGCGAGACAAAUCUCCUUCCAGCCUGCUUGAUGACCCACUGGAUGCCAGCUUUACUCGCGACCGCAAAGCCGGAUUCUUCAGCUCCUUCAUGAAGAAGAAGUCCAUGUCGUCAUCCUCAUCCUCUUCCUCAUUUCAGCCUCAGCACAAUCCUCCCAUGCCCCCAGAGAGGAGCAACUCCUUCCGUGACAUGGAAACACAGCCACACAAAAAGUAUGAUCCUGCAGCCGGCUUCGGUGCUCCUUCACUUCCCCAGACGGAUGGUGUGGGCUUCUCUCCGUCUCACGGAGAAGUCAACCAUGUCCAGUCACGCUGUUGCGGUGCCACAUUUGGACAGAAACCCUUGGGGUCAAACUCCUCUGGAGGCACCUCUUCGCAGGUGGGCAGCAGCAGUAGCUGGGCAGGCCUAGCAGGCUUCUUUACCCCCCGCCUUAUUAAAAAGACCCUGGGUUUACGAACUGGGAAACCCUCUGGAACUGAUGAUUCUGGGGGGCAAGCUAAGCCUUUCCCUCGGUCUAACUCUACUUCAUCCAUGUCUGCUGGCCUGCCAGAUUUGGAGCGUAUGGCUCUAACAUUACCCAGGAACCGUAGCAAACCAACAUUGGAGCGUACGGCCUCCACUGCUUCACAACCGGAGAAUGGUGCCACCCGACCUCCGGACGCUCUGCUGAAAAAGCUGGACGAAGGCACGGCACAGAUCCGGGACAGGCCUAAAGCCAAGCUCCUACCUCGUGGUGCUUCGGGAGGAAUUAGGGCACCAGGGGUAGGGGGUGAAGCAGAGUCAGAUGCCUGUCGGGGUAGAGAUGGGCAGGACGACAGACUAGGCUGGCCUUCCCCAUCAAAAACCUCCACAACAGGAUCCACAAUGGGUCCACAUAACCACAAAGUCCCAGUUCUGAUUUCACCGACCUUAAAGCACAGCCCAGCUGAUGUGCACUUGGUUGGAGUGGACUCUCAGGGCAACCGCUUCAAGCUGCUGGCUGAUGGCAGCAGUGACCGGCCACGACUUGUCAAGCCCAAGUGCGCCCCGCCUCCUCCGCCCACACUUCUACGUUCCCUCCAACACGCCUACAGUGCAGAUGGAGCUGAAGAAGUCUCUAGUGGUCUGGAGAUGAAUGGAGAUGGCAUCAAAAGGCCAGGGAGAGGAGGAGCACGACCGUGCAUUCCACCACCGCAAGUGCCUCCAGUGCUCUCUGGCUCCUCUGGUAGCACAUCCACAACUGCCCCAACCAAGAUGGCGAACGGUGCCUCUGGUGGCUCAGCCCAUGCCUCCUCAAAACUGACGCUGAGACGGACUCGGCAGCAGGCAGAACGUGUGCCCCUGGAGAAGAUCAGCAAGGAAACUCUCUUGGAGUGUGCAGAGUGCCUGAGCAAUGCUCUCCACAGCAGCACUGAACCCUCCUCCAGCAGCCAGGUCCUAGAUGCUGGCCACCAGUUGCUCGACUAUUGCUCGGGCUAUGUAGACUGCAUCCCGCAGACACGUAACAAGUUUGCGUUCCGCGAGGCCGUGGGCAAGCUGGAACUGAGUCUUCAGGAAUUGCGGGCUUCUUCUACUGGUGGGGGAGGGGGUGUGGGCGCCCUGGACAACUUGCACACUUGUAUAAAAGAGAUCAGUGAUGUGGUGCAGAGGUAGCUGGUGGGUCCACAUAUCUCCCCCCUCAACCUGCCCCUCAAGACUUUCAAGGUGUUUUUUUUUUUUUUGUUUGUUUUUUUUAACAGUUUUUUUUUUAUGUAUUGUUUUACAAGAUUGGUGACGGAGAAUAUUCUCUAAGUACCUCAGUAAAAUCACUACAAAUAGUCUCUCUCCCUCUCAUUGUUUACAGUUGAGUUUCUCUUUGAAAUCGCCAGUUGGGAACAGAGUUUUACACUUCUAUAUAAGCUUAUUAUCCAAAAAUGCAAUACUGCAGGGGUGUCCAAUGUCCAGUUUUUAUCCAAAGGGCUGAUGUGGCUGCAUGUUUUCAGUCCAACAAAUCAGAAGCACACACGAUCAGUGUGACUGAGACAAACUGAUUUAACGAAUAGCAUCAUUUGUGGUCCAACUUGUUUGAAAUGAAAAUCUGCAGCUAUGCUGGUUCUUUGUGGAAAAGAUUGGACCACCCCUGCUUUAUGGUGACAGUUCCUUUUACAGGUUUAUCUACUUACUUUGCAACAACUUUGAAAGAGUAGAGACUAAUUAUUACCCAUUCUCUGGUUUAUUUCACAUAUUUAUAUAAUGACAUUAGAAAGAUUUCUGACUAUCGUGACUCGCACUAAAUGUUUUACUCACAAUACAAUAACUGGAUAUUGUCUGUGUCUCAAUAUGCAACAGAUACACUCGGUAGAAGUAGAUCAGGCAUGGACUGUUUGGGCUCAGUGUACACCAUUCAGUUUUUAAACUUAGCAGUACUGAGCCUUCAACAUGAAUGCGUGUAUCAUGCAGUCAGUGUCAUGGUUUAUUUCAAAUGUUCAUCUUUUUAUGAACAUUUCAGCAUUUAAUGAAAAGUGGUGGUUGUAUGCCAGGGAGCAAAGGGCAUAGUGCCAUUUACCCAGUCGGAAAGGAAUAUGUUCAAUAUGUAUUGUGCAUUAAAUUCUGAAAGUACUGAAAAGGCCUGGAGUUAGAAUGGCAUAGAGUGUCAUGGCCCGUAUUAUUUAAGCGACCUUUAAAGAUUACUGGAGUUUUCUGUCCAUUGUGGUCUUUCGGGGGAGAUUUCACUUGUCCACAGAAUCAGAAUCAUUCUAAUGUUGGAACACUGACCAAACAUUAUUCAAUAAACACAACUUUGUAAAGUUGUUGUUUUCAGUACAGAAUGUUGGGAGGGGGGGGCAUAAGCCAAACAAACUGUGAAUAGGGAGAAUCAAGUAGGCAUAUUAGCUAAUAAUGGUAGAUCAUUCAUUUCAGUAACUAUAUUAAUUGUGUAUCGGUUUACAUGUGCAAAACUGGGAUACGUAGAGCCUGUAUGGUUACACAUUCAUUGGUUUUGGAGCAACGGGUGUGCUUGUGUCUAGGUGUAGAAUGACUUGUGCGUUGAAAAGGAUCAUUUCAGAUCAGUUAUCAAUCGUUGUCCAUAUUUAUGCUUAAAUCUAAAAUUUUAAAUAUUUACCAUAUUAUCAAUGGUAUUCCUGUAUGCAUGGGAAUAUUGAUUAUUGGCUUCAACCUUUGGCACCUCCACAAUUGGGUUUACCAGUGUUUGUUGAAGAAUGUUAGGUCAGUGAAGCCUGGGAUUAUUUUUAUAAACAGAUUUGUGUUUGUCCAGAUGGAACACAGGCACAAGCUUGGACACUGUGUAUUCCCACUGUGACUGGACACUCACUGCAGAAGAACACAAAAAAAGCAACAUUACUGCAAUAUUGCUAGAUUUAAGUAACACCGCAAACUGCCAUUUCUAUAGCACAUUGAUUUCUACAGUUUUGUUUUUUAACUUUAGAAUGUUUUCAUGUGUAAACUUGAAUUUUAAAUUAUUUUUUAUUAAAAGCACAGGAUUUAUGUUGUAGAUAUAAUUGUGCAUUUAUUUCCUUCUCCACAAAAAGCAUUCAAGGUCAUGCUUGUUUAGAUAUUGUAAAGUCCUCCAGUGGUUGCGUGAGCAGAAGGAUAUUGUUUCUGACAGGAAGUGUUGCGAUUAAAAACAAAGGUCCCCAUCUGAGCAUUUACAACAUGAAUGUAUCCAUCUGACAAAGACAAGAAUGUUGUUAUUUUGUACGCCUCGGUCUGGUCCCGAAAUACUGAGACGCUAUCGUUUAAAGUAAGCAACUGAAUUAGUUUCACCCUUUUAAAAGAUAUAUAAUCCAUAUAAUUUAAAGGAAGAUUAUAAAUGGUCUACAAAACAGGGUGCAAUUUCUUUUCUCUCUCUCUCUCGUUCUCAUUGUCUGUGUCUUGAACAUAUAAGAAAGAAAGUUUAUCCGAAGCCUUGCAAUAUCGUUAACAUGAUUUUGUACUUUUUACACUGGAUGUCAUUUUAAAGCAUAGAUGUUGAUGGCCUUGCCUCAAAUCAUCUAUGACAUGUAAUAUGGAAAUGUGUUACUGUGUCUUAUUCAUCUCUGAAUUGCAGUCCCUCUUUAGCAGAACAAAACAUGUAUAACAUACAUUUUAGGGAGCAGUUUGGGAUUUUAUCAGUUUAAAAAAUUCCAAUUCAUGCUUGGUUUGACCAUUUUCUCUGCCAUAGUCGUUUUUCCCAGAUUUCAUUGUGCCUUUUGUAAGAGAUUUCAUGGUUAUAAAUACAGAAAUGUUCAAAUAUAUUAUGUAGAUGGCAAUGAGGAGUGGUUAUUCUUUUCAAAUCUAAAGUAACAAUAGAGUCAUCAGGGGUCAUAGUGUCCAACUUGAGAAGGUUGUGCAAUGUUUUGUCCUGUAUAUGAGAGAAAGUCUGAGCUUUUAAGCCUGUUAUUUUGCUGAUGGGGCUGAUUUUCAUUGGUUAGCUUUUGUUGGAAUUACCUCAUUCUGAUGGAUUUCCAUCACGAGCAGAAAUAUUGCUUCUCUUCCAAAAAAAAAAACUGAAAUAUCUAAACUAUAAACAGAGGUCCAGAUUAUUCAGUCAGCAAGAGGUCUAU
Pygocentrus nattereri (red-bellied piranha) is the source of this 6768-nucleotide messenger RNA. It is a transcript of the gene abl2, whose product is annotated as c-abl oncogene 2, non-receptor tyrosine kinase. The transcript is spliced from 11 exons. Lineage: Eukaryota; Metazoa; Chordata; Actinopteri; Characiformes; Serrasalmidae. The coding region runs from base 335 to 3880 and encodes 1181 amino acids. Gene Ontology annotation, biological process: protein phosphorylation; regulation of apoptotic process. The record is from RefSeq and is a predicted model, not a curated record. Gene Ontology annotation, molecular function: protein binding; ATP binding; non-membrane spanning protein tyrosine kinase activity.